GGGCACGACCGGGGGUUGCCAGACACGAAGUAGAAUGGCGAGAGAGCAGACGAUCCACAACAGAGGAGCGGGCCUUAAAACUGAGAUCUACGUCGCCAGGUGAAACAGCUCAAGUGUCUCCGCCAAGAGCCUUUCAGUCUGAAGAAGAACAACUUAAGAGCGUCGUGUUGCGGGCGCCGGCCAGGUCGAGAAAGACACCCAAAGGAAACGUUCGCGGGAACCAGUCAAGCCAAGAAACGUUGCUCUGCGCUAGCUAACGUUUUCCUUUUGUGAAGAAAAAAAAACGUGUUUGGAGGAAUUUUUGAAAAUGUGGGGGAUUAACAAGAGAUUGUUGCCUAUUAAGGUGCAUUACUUUUUGAGAUAUGCAGGUAGUGCUCCCCUGACGAUGCUCCUGCCGCUGAUGGUCCGGCAGAAGGGCAUCGACGCUAAGGGCAUCGGGCUGCUCUGGACAGUCAUGCCCAUCGUGGGGCUCAUCACCAACAGCAUCUCGGGCACGCUGGCCGACUACCUGAAGGCCCACAGAACUGUUUUUCUCACCAGCCUUACUUUCCUGACGGUGGGACUGACGACCACGUACUGGCUGCCUCCCGUGCCCUCCUUCGACGGGGCGGAGGCGUCCCUCGGCCACGCCGCCGUCAGCAACCUCACGUCGUCCGCGCUGGCCGAGCUCAACCUCGGCGCCCUCGACGAAGGGAGCAACGAGACGCAGCUCGCCUUGGAGGAAAUCCUCGAGAGCGACUCGCUGUUCCUGGUGGACCCCGAGAUGGUGGUCGAGGAGGGCCACGCGAUGCCGCCGGACCCCAGGGCGGCGACGACGGAGGGAACCGUCCACGACGCGUCUUCGCUCAAAUCCACCAUCUCCAAGCUCAUGCAGUUCCCUCAGUUCUGGCUCGUGUUCUUCGCCGUCAUGGUCGAGCAGAUGGGCCUCACCACCUGCGUCAUGAUCUCCGACGCCGUCUGCUUCCAGAUCCUCGGCUCCGAGCGACACAAGUACGGCCAGCAGCGUCUGUGGGGCACCGUGGGCAUGGGCAUCACAGCCAUCGUCUCGGGGGCGCUGGUGGACCUCUACUCGAGGGGCCUCCCGCAGCAAGACUUCCUGCCGAUGAUCAUCAUGAGCCUGGUGCUCAUGUCCUUGGAUCUGACUGUCGUGGCGCGCAUGGACAUCCCGCAGAACAAGAAGGAAAAGCUGAAGAUGGGCGACGUCGGCAGCGCCCUCGUCCACCCGCAGGUGCUGCUCUUCCUGUUGACCGUAUACGUCGUGGGGACUUCGCUGGGCCUUCUGUGGGUGUUCAAACUCAUGCACAUAGAAGACGUGGCUCUGGCUUGGGAUUCGGGAUUUUCCAAUCUCAAGCUGCUGCAGGGAAUUGACAUGGGAAUCGAGACCUUCGGAGGAGAAGUUCCUUUCUUCUUCAUUUCGGGCAUGGUCAUCCAGAAGCUGGGCCACACCCCCGUCAUGGCCAUCGCGCUCGCCUCCCUGGCCCUUCGCUGCUCCCUCUACUACCUGGUGGUGAAUCCCUGGUGGUUCCUGCCCAUCGAGCUCCUCAACGGCCUCAGCUACGGCCUCUUCCACACCGUCAUGGCCUCCUACGCCAGCCACAUCGCUCCUCCGGGCGCCCGCCCCUGCAGGCCAUUGUGAGGGCGUGCUUCUCCAGCGGCCUGUCCACGGCAGGGUUCCUCGGAGGAAACCUGAUGCACUCCCUGGGCGGCGCCCGCACCUUCCUCGCCGUCGGGACCUUCAACUUCGGCUUCUGCUUCGUCUUCGUCUCCCUGCAGUUUCUUAUCAUCAAGUUCUUUAGCCACAGGAAGAUAAGGGGGGACUCUGGGUACAUGUCGCCGAGUUCUUCGACGCCCUCGGCAGAAGACUCCGGCGCUGGGGUCGAGGCGCCUUCCCCCGUCAAGGAACCGCUCAUUGAGGACGCGUGAAGAGGAGGAACUCGGGUGACUUCGAUGUCAUCCUUUGGUCUCGACAAUGUUCAUCCCUUCCCGGGGCUGAGGAAUCCGCAGGGAUUUUGAGGGACUAUUUCUUACGUGGGGGAGAACGUCGUUCUUCUUUCGGCGCUGUACUGGUUAAAAAAGGACUCCUUUGCGGAUUUCCAAGGGCUUCUGCGCUAGAUCCGUCACGCUGCUCCUAAGGACUCCUCUUAAAAUCUGAAGCAACCUCCGGGUGUCCUUCCAGUCGCAGGCCCUCCGCUCAAGACUUCUUCGCAAGCCUUCUUAGUCUUUUUCCCAGUCUCAGCCUGCACGGUUACGCCAAGAGGGAAAAAAUCACAAAAAAUAGUAUCUUUAGAGCUAACUAUGGAUAAAAAGUAACAUUAAGCAACACUCGGAAAACUUUUCCUUGCAAACAUACAUGUUUAUCCACAUCAGAGAGGCACAGAGGUUGGCCAGAGUCAGAGAGGACUUUUGCAUUUUGUAAAAGACUCUGUUGCCAGCGCUGGUACUUUCUGAGAUUUAAGGAUGAACUGAUCUACCAUAAGAUCGCUAAUUUCAUUAUAUUAUAGAAAACACUAUGUAAAGUGAGAAUAAAACAAUAGUCGAAUAAAGUGGGAUACAGAGGGCAAGGGGAAUUUCUGAGGAAAAUACACUGUUGGCGAUGUACUCACACACACACAUGCACCAGCAUACUUUAUCUUUCCUCGUCAAAAGCUUCCAGAUAAAUUGACAAGAAAAGUAACACAAAAUCGUAUACGAUAAAUCCAUCGCUGAUAAAAUGUGAUGUGAUAUAAAUGAUUUAUAGUAUAGACUUAUUACGCUCAAUAUCUUUUUAAAUACUGUUCUUAUUGUAUAUUUUUUUUUACUGAAAUAUAAGGAAAAUGUUCAA
Molecule: messenger RNA, 2821 nt
Organism: Penaeus vannamei (Pacific white shrimp)
Lineage: Eukaryota; Metazoa; Arthropoda; Malacostraca; Decapoda; Penaeidae
Product: major facilitator superfamily domain-containing protein 6
Cellular component (GO): membrane
Source: RefSeq, a predicted model, not a curated record